This is a messenger RNA of Ectocarpus siliculosus, 825 nucleotides long. NCBI's taxonomy places the organism in Eukaryota, Phaeophyceae, Ectocarpales, Ectocarpaceae. The record is from the annotation of a GenBank genome assembly.
AUGUUGGUUGCAACAGCUCUCGCGCAGGAGGCAGGCCAGGCAAUGCUGGACGCGAAGGCUCUUUGCGCACAAGAGGGGAAGGGGAAGGAUGGGGGCGGCGUCAGCUACAAGGGGCGCCACGACCUGGUAACCGAGACUGACCGCUCGAACGAGGCCUUGAUUCAGCGAGGUUUGCACGAGACUUUCCCGGAGGACCACUUCCUGGGCGAGGAAGCGUCCGCGGACCGAGGAGGCGCGCCGUCAGAACUUUCCAAUAACGUUCUGACGUGGGUCGUUGACCCAAUCGACGGCACCACCAACUUCGUGCACGGCUUCCCGGUGACGUGUGUUUCUAUCGGAUUGGCGAAAGGAGACGAGGUAGUUGUCGGGGUUGUAUUCAACCCUUUUACGCAGGAGCUGUAUCAGGCCAUCAAAGGCGGCGGGUCCUUUCUGAACGGAAAGCGCCUGCAGGUGUCUGAAACCACUGUGAUGGAACAGGCGAUGGUGAUGGCGGAGUACAGCAGCCUGAGAGAAGAAGUAAGCCUCCGCAAGAUGCUGGACACGACGGGAGCUAUCGCAGGCGCCGCUCGUGCCGUCCGCCAGACCGGGUGCGGGGCCAUGGACCUGUGCUUCUUGGCCAGGGGCUCCGUGGAUGCUGUGUUCGGCGGCGUAGCAGGUGUAUGGAAACCCUGGGAUUGGGCGGCCGGGGUCCUAAUCGCCACGGAGGCGGGUGCCGCAAUGUCCGCGGGGGAUGGGGGGCAUUUUCGGUUGAUGGGCGACACUAUGCUUGGAGCGGCGACGGCUGAGUUGGCAUCUUCUCUUCGCGAGGUUUUGAAAGACAUUUGA